Messenger RNA from Prunus armeniaca (apricot), 573 nucleotides. Lineage: Eukaryota; Viridiplantae; Streptophyta; Magnoliopsida; Rosales; Rosaceae. The record is from the annotation of a GenBank genome assembly.
AUGUUUACUUCAAGGAAGAAGAUUCAGAAAGAUAACAAUGCUGAACCGACUGAAUUCGAAGAGUCAGUUGCACAAGCAGUAAUUGAAUUGGAAAGUAACAGUGACCUGAAAAGUGACCUGAAGGAUCUAUAUAUCAACUCAGCAGUUCAAGUUGAUGUGUCUGGAAACCGGAAGGCCGUUGUUAUCCAUAUUCCAUAUAGACUGAGGAAGGCUUAUCGCAAGAUCCAUGUUCGGCUCGUGAGGGAGCUCGAGAAGAAGUUCAGUGGGAAGGAUGUUAUCCUGAUUGCCACACGUAGGAUAUUGAGGCCGCCAAAGAAGGGGUCAGCUGCCCAACGUCCCCGCACUCGUACUCUAACUGCUGUGCACGAGGCAAUGUUGGAGGAUGUUGUUGCGCCUGCUGAGAUUGUUGGCAAGCGCACCAGAUACCGUCUUGAUGGAUCCAAGAUAAUGAAGGUGUUCUUGGAUCCCAAGGAACGAAACAACACUGAAUACAAGCUGGAGAGCUUUUCUGCAGUUUAUCGGAAGCUUUCUGGAAAGGAUGUUGUGUUCGAGUACCCCAUCACUGAUGCAUAG